AUGCAGAUCCCCAUGGAUUUCGGUGACUGCAUCAUAGAGCAGAAGCAAGAACUCCUCAGACUCCUCGAGGAGCAGCAUGAUGUGUUCACUGCCGCGAUUGAGCAGGCUUUCCACGAGGUGCAAAGCCACCCAGGCGCAUCAUCUCCUUCGCUGAAACCCGGCAUUUUCGAGGUCGCACCUACGGGCAAGCCAACACUGCCCGAAACGGUGGAUCCGUGCCCUUCUGCGGCCGACCCUGCUGGCAUGACCGACGCAACAUCUCCGUCUGAAUCUGCUUCCGCUCUUUCGGAUGAUGCAGGAAUGAAUACUACGAUCACCUCAUCUGCAGUAAGUCCAGAGCCCUCGGCUCCACUCCCGGCGCCAGAAUUGAGCCAGCCGAACUGGGAGGAGCCAAAGCGCCGCACGUCCCAGAGGUCGCAGAAAAGCUGGAAGUCGAAAGUGCCCACCAUGAACCUACUACUGGCAGAGUCAAGAAACCGAGAGCAGUGGGAUGCCAUGAUGCAGCAGGUCCAGAAGUACAUCGACUACGUCGCGGGUUUCCUUGUCCUGGUAAACUCCUUCGUGCUGAUGUUGCAGCUCGAGCUUGAGGGCAGGGCUGCCGCCGAGUCUUUGGGCCUCCCCGAGGGACAGCGUUUCGAUGAUAUCCUUCCGGCCUUCCGAACAGUGGACACAGCUUUCGUUUUUAUCUUCACGCUGGAGCUUCUCUUGCGUGUGGCAGUGGAGAGGACGAAGGUCUUCCAUGACCUGGCCAACUGGCUGGACAUCGUUUUGGUUGCAGGUGGCUUGGUGGAUAUUUUUCUGAGCCCGCCGUGGAACAAUGCCAGCCAACAGGAUGCCGUGACGUUGCGCUUUGUGACAGCUCUAAAGGCCUUCAGGGCCAUCCGCAUGGUGCGGUCCUUUCGAUUCUUCCGCGGCUUGCGGAUGCUCGUCAAGGCCUGCCAGUGCUGCCUGCCCUCGCUCUGCUGGUCCAUGGUGCUCCUGGCUGUCUUCAUGUGUAUGGGUGCCCUAAUCUUGGGAAACUUGCUGCAGGAUUUUAUCAAGGACGAAACCCAGAGCCUCGAGGAUAGAAUAUGGGUGUGGACUCAUUAUGGCACUGCGUACAGAGCUACAUACACCUUGUACGAAGUCACUUUCGCAGGGAACUGGCCCACAAAUGCACGUCCAGUGCUGGAGAGGGUCAGCCACGCCUUCGUGAUAUUCUACCUGCUCUACAUCACAAUUAUAGUCUUCGCCGUAAUCCGUGUAAUAUCCGCCAUAUUCUUGAAGGAUACGUUAGACGAGGCACACAACGAUGCACAGCAUCUUGUUCUGGAUCGGAUCCGGAAAAAAGCCGAGUACGUCGAGCGCCUGGAGGGCGUGUUCAAGACACUCGAUGUUACUGGCCGUGGCACCCUCUCCGAGCAGGUCCUGAACCACAUGCUCGCGAAUCCGAAGGUGAAAGCCUACUUUCAGACUCUUGAGGUAGACGUGCAAGAAGGGACGGCUCUUUUUCACCUCCUUGACAACGGAGAUGGUGAAGUUACGCUCGACGAGUUUAUCGAUGGAAUUAUGCGGUGCAAAGGCCCCGCUCGUGCCAUCGACACGGUCGCCCUGCAGUCUGAUGUGAAGCAGUUAGACAACAAGGUGACGAAGCUCAUCAGGCAGAUGAAGGAUUCCAAGCUCAUCCGAUCGAAGUCACAGGCCGAAGGCUCGAAGAACCGCGCCAACCUCAAGGUCUUCCGCAUCGAUCAGUCCGAGGUCAAGUUUGCACCGGCCGCCAACAAUUCGUGA
Molecule: messenger RNA, 1770 nt
Organism: Symbiodinium sp. CCMP2592
Lineage: Eukaryota; Dinophyceae; Suessiales; Symbiodiniaceae
Source: the annotation of a GenBank genome assembly